Capsicum annuum is the source of this 1774-nucleotide messenger RNA. Its product is annotated as protein SOSEKI 5. The coding region runs from base 275 to 1573 and encodes 432 amino acids. The transcript is spliced from 4 exons. Lineage: Eukaryota; Viridiplantae; Streptophyta; Magnoliopsida; Solanales; Solanaceae. The record is from RefSeq and is a predicted model, not a curated record.
UGGGGUUAAAACUCUAUAUACUUGUCUAAUAAGUGUCAAAAGGAAACUGAAAUCAACUAAGUUGACAGAAAUUUGUCAUGUAGCUGAAGACUGCCGCGUCCUAUUUUUGAAACUACUCCUCUCCUUCCAUCCAUCCACCGUCCAAACUCCAAAUUCCCAUACUCCCUCCUCACUCACCUUAUAAACGUGAAUCCCCCGCCAUUCACUCUCUACACUUCUCAUUUUCCACACCAUUCACUCAACUCCAAACUCUCAAUCCAAGUAACUAAAACCAAUGUCGAUGACGAUGUCGAGAACGACGGAGCUCCAAAUGCAUAAGAAAUGGAGAGGCAGAGACACAAGCCCUGAACGUACUAAAGUUUGGACUGAACCUCCUAACCAUAAGCUCAAUAAAGUACCCGUUGUGUACUAUCUAUCUAGAAAUGGCCAGCUUGAACAUCCUCAUUUCAUGGAAGUUCCUCUUUCCUCCCCUGACGGUCUCUAUCUCAGAGAUGUGAUCAACCGUUUGAAUUGUCUUCGUGGAAAAGGCAUGGCGUCUAUGUACUCCUGGUCUGCUAAAAGAAGCUUUAGGAAUGGAUUCGUUUGGCAUGAUUUGACGGAAAACGAUUAUAUAUACCCAGCACAUGGUAAAGAGUAUGUUCUGAAAGGAUCAGAGCUUUUGGAUAACGGAUUUUCUUCACAGCCCGAUGAAAUAGCUUGUUCUAAUUCUAGAAAUCCAGUGCCGGAACUACAGAAAUCAAGUGAAGAUCGUGAGUUUCCAGCUGUUGCAAGGCGCCGGAAUCAGUCCUGGAGUUCCUCCGAUUUCCACGAGUACGUAGUUUACAUAACCGAGCCCACCGGCGAGUUGACCGGAAAAACCGCGGCCAAUGCGUCUACACAGACCGACGAUAGACGACGCCGGCGAAAAGCAAUGCGAAUCGUCGAAGAAGAAGAGGAGUUGAGAGAAGACCGGAAUAUUGAACCGGACGAGGUUGACCGUAGCCCGAACGGGUCAACGGAGCUGAACAGAGGUGAAAUUCCACCACCACCGUCUGAUUCAAGCUCUGAAACGUUAGAGACGUUGAUGAAAGCGGACGGAAGAGUGAUCCUACGGCCAGAUAUGAUCAACGAAGAUCAGACGGUUAAUACUCAAUCAAGCGGAAAGAGCAAAGCAUCUUCCGUUCUGAUGCAAUUACUCUAUUGCGGUUCGAUGUCCUUCAAGCAAUGUGGGCCCGGUCAUGGAAAGGAAAGUGGAUUUUCCUUAAUUUCACAAUAUAAAUCAAGGCUGCCACGUGGCAGGUGUACGAAUCAAGUGUUGAAGGAUGUAGAGUCUCCAAUGGUGGAGUAUCAUGGAAGUGAAGAGAAAAUUAAGCUGGAAGAUAAAGAGUACUUCAGUGGGAGUUUAAUAGAGAUGAAGAAGAAGGAGAAAUUUCCAGGUCUAAGGAGAUCUUCGUCAUACAAUGUCGAACGUAGUACAAAAUUGGAACUGACUGACAAAGAAAGAGAAGUGAAAACAAAAUGUUAUCUGAAAAAGGUAAAGAAUCAUUCGACCAGAAAGGAAGGAAACAGUGACUUGUCUAAUGACUUGCCGUAGCCUUUGCUAUUAAGUAUUUUUAGUAAUACUAACUAGAUGGUUGCAAGAUGAAUAGAUGAUAGUGGUUAAGUAGUAGUAGAUUAGGAAAUAGUAGAAAAAAUUUGUGGAGACAAUUUCUCCUGAUCUCAGUUGUAGUUUUGUAAAUUCAGUCAUGAAAACUGGAAAAUGAAAAGGAACAAAAUUGAAGGAUUUGACCAUAAA